AUGCGUGGUAAAACGACGGGGGAACAGGUUGAUGUCCCUGAACCGCCAAAGCCGCUCUCUGAUGGGGCCAUUAGGUCACGCUUGAACAGGCUCCUGAAGCGUCGAGCUAAUGGAAGCUCCCUGGUCCCUGAAGAGGUUUUGGUGGAUUGGGAAAGCGAAGAUACGAGAAACACCAUCAAGAAGAUGUUUGAGAAAGCUGGUUACGACAAGGAGUUGUUCAUUCGCAAAGUCAAGAGGGUCUAUCAGGAGAUCUCCGAAAACUCUUUUGAGACCAACUGGGAGUUCUUGAGUGUGGAGGAUAUGAAAGAGAAAGGUUGGAAGAGCAUCUACGGCGAAGGAUGGCUCUACUGGACGCUGGUGAGCACAAAGGGACAACAAAAGAAACUUGGAUUUGCAGACCAGGCAUGCUACCAGCGCAUUCAAAGACUGCGGCGUGACGUGCGCAACUUAACUUGGACAAACUUGAACACGCGCCGCUCCAUGCUUGAGCGCACGAUCGAGGAUGAGAUGGAGAGCGGCGAUGAGGAAAAAAUGGAAAUCUCCGAUGAGGAGAAUGACUUUCCCCCUUUGCCUCAGAAGGGACGUCAUGGGGGUGAUUCCGAUGGUGAAGAGUUCUCAUCAGAUGAUGGGGAGGAGGCAGAGAGCAUGAUGAAGAAGCUUAACUUCCCAAUGGUUGAGAAAGAGGUCCAGCCUGCGUCGGUUGUGCCCAAAGUAAGUGUUGCUAUCCAAAAGCGUGUGGCAAAGUUGGCGGAACACAAGAUGACGUUGGAAGCUGUUAAAAGCAGGUGCAAUGCUAGUCGUGACAUGCACAGCAGAUUUGCCCGGCUUGGCCUGUCGAUGCCAGUCAACAUAGAGAGAGUAGAGCACCCACUGCAGAAUGGUAAGACCACCACCCACUGGAUCAAACCCAGUGAAUGGGUGAAGGUCCUGAUGAACAAGGCGCCAUAUGCUUUGGUUGGACAGUGUCAGGACCGCUCGUUGCAGCUCCGGUCUUUCUGGGCGGCAUAUGAGCAAAACAACCCUCAACAUGUGGUAUUCCAACACCAUGCAAACGACCUCCACCAAGUUCUUCCAUUGGCCCUGUUUGGCGAUGAGGGUCGUGGGCCCAAACGUGACAAGUUCCUUGUGUGGUCAGUGGAGUGUUUGCUUGGCUUGCAAGACAUGAAAGAUUUUGCUUGCUGCUGUGCUUCGGAGGUUUCAAAAAUGGAGGCAGCUGGUAUUGACACAUGUCGUGCUGAUGGGGUCAUGACCCCUUUGCCUCCAGACCUCUUGCACCGUGUUGCCUUGCAAAGCACAAACUAUAAAGGCCACUCGUAUGUAACUCGCCAUAUGCUGUUUGGGUGGCCUGCUUGCCUGUACAGAGACCCCGAGGUCUUGGACAAGCAUUUGAAACUUUUGUCAAAUGACAUGAUCUCCUUGUUCUGGGAUGGGGUUACAUUGAAAUCAGGCGAACAGAUCUUUGGAGCGCUUUGCGCCGUGAAAGGUGAUAUGAAGCACAUGGUCCAAAUAGGCAUUACACGGUCAUACCACAAACUUAGAGGGGGGAUGAUGUGCUCACUUUGUGAAGCUGGGGCUGCCAACUUUGGACUACCAGCCUUUGAAGACACGCGGGACGAGCCAGAUUGGGCAGCUACGAUGGGAGUUUCAAGACCUUGGGAAACUCCUCCAGAACUAUCGAGGGUGCCCUACAAUCCAGUUGCGCCAGAACUGGCCUUCGCAUUGGAUGUGUUCCAUGUCUUUAAGGUUGGAAUAGCUCGAGACCUCAUCGGCAGCAUGAUUGUAACGAUGGCAAAGCUACAAUUUUUUGAUGAAGCGUCCGACCGCCGGAGCAAGAACUUGGAGCUUCGACUGGAGGCUGCACACGGCCUUUUCAGUUUGUGGUGCGCAUCAGAGCGUGUUACGCCUGGGCUUCGUUCAUUUGGGAAGCGUUUUUUCAACGUCAAGACCAAGGCAAGUUUUGCAUGGGCAAACACGAAGGGAAGUGAUUCCAUGCUAGUCUUGCGCUUCCUGAGGUGGCUUGUAGGGCUUCGAAUUUCAUCAAACGAUGGCUUGGCCCAGUCAAACCACCGCUUGCUGAAAACAUUUACAGCGACAGUGGAUUCUGCCCUGGAUGCUUUUGGCAUCAUGCAUUCGCAUGGUCUUUGGCUAUCACGCCCUUGUGGGCAAAUUCUCUAUGUAAAGCUGAUGUGCUUGCUCAGGGGGUACAAGAAGCUAGCCCGAAUUGUGUAUGACAUGAAGCUGACUGGUUUCGGGUUGAAACCCAAGGUCCAUGCACUCCAUCAUGUCGCUUACACUCUUCGCAGGUCUCUCCAACGUGGGGCUGUCCAAAUUCUUUCUCCAAUUUCUACUGCUUGCAAGCAGAAUGAGGAUACAGUGGGUUUGGUUGCGCGCUUGUCAAGACAGUUGAGCGCAAGAGGCUUGUCGUGCAGAAUCCUUCAGAGAUACUUUUACAAAAAAAGGGCACUUCUAAACAGAAGCCGGCCUAAGCGAUGA
Durusdinium trenchii is the source of this 2493-nucleotide messenger RNA. The record is from the annotation of a GenBank genome assembly. Lineage: Eukaryota; Dinophyceae; Suessiales; Symbiodiniaceae.